CCUCACCUGAUCCCUACCCUACUCUAUCACACAGCCUCGCAUUCGAAUUGGAUGUUUCGGAUUUGUUUAUUCUUUCGCUACUUCCAUCUUUUUACCGCCACCGCCUAUUAGAGAGCUUCGAAUUUCCGCUUAAUUUGAUGACAUUGCCAUUUCGCAUACAACCAAUCUCCAUAUACUUCCUUCUCCCUCUCUUCACUCUGUUCCAACGAAGAACACGAAACGCAGAGCCGGGAUGAGGAAAAAAUCGCUUGAUUCUGUUGUUUGCCAUUUGUGUUUCUUCUCUGUACUUGUUUACUUUGCUAGUUUUUGCUUCGCCAAUCGCGAUAUGGAAGCGCUGUUGAAGAUGAAGAGUUCCAUGAUCGGACCGGGGAGGUCGGGGCUUAAUGAUUGGGAGCCGUCGGCAUCUCCGUCUGCCCAUUGUGAUUUCUCUGGCGUUACGUGCGACGGUGAUAAUAGAGUUGUUGCGCUUAAUGUCUCGAAUCUCCGUCUAUUCGGCCAGAUUCCGCCGGAGAUUGGGAUGUUGGAGAAGAUUGAGAACUUGACUUUAGUAAGUGAUAAUCUCACUGGAAGGCUUCCUCUUGAAAUGGCGAAACUCACGUCGCUUAAGUUUCUUAAUCUAUCUAACAACGCAUUUCGUGAUAAUAUAGCGGCGGAAAUCACGCUAGGAAUGACGGAGCUAGAAGUUUUCGAUAUUUAUAACAAUAAUUUCUCAGGUUUGCUCCCGGUGGAGUUUGUUAAACUGAAGAAGCUAAAGCAUCUUGACCUUGGCGGAUGCUUCUUUUCUGGUCAGAUUCCUGCUGUUUACUCGGAGAUGCAGUCGUUGGAGUUCUUGAGCGUGCGAGGAAAUGUGCUUACCGGAAGGAUUCCGGCGAGUUUGGCGCGGUUGAAAAAUCUUAAAUAUCUUUACGCCGGAUAUUUUAAUCGUUACGACGGCGGAAUUCCUGCCGAGUUCGGAUCGUUGAGUUCCCUGGAGCUUAUCGAUUUAGGCAGCUGUAACCUCACCGGUGAUAUUCCUCCGAGUCUGGGGAAUUUGAAGCACCUGCAUAGUCUAUUUCUACAAGUAAACAAUCUUACCGGUCGGAUUCCUUCUGAACUUUCCGGUCUGAUUAGCCUCAAGUCACUGGACCUUUCGCUGAACGAAAUCACCGGGGAGAUACCGUCGAGUUUCGUGGCGCUGCAGAACCUUACGCUGAUCAAUUUGUUCAAUAACAAACUUCACGGUCCAAUUCCUGGUUUCGUCGGUGAUUUUCCACAUCUCGAAGUGCUUCAGUUAUGGAAUAACAACUUCACGCUCGAGCUCCCUGAGAAUCUCGGGCGUAACGGAAAACUUUUUCUGCUCGACGUGGCGUCAAACCAUCUAACUGGGCUCAUUCCACCGGAUUUAUGUAACGGUAGGUUGAAGACUUUGAUUCUUUUGGAUAAUUACUUCUUUGGGCCCAUCCCUGAGAAAUUAGGUCGGUGUGAUUCGCUUACGAAAAUCAGAAUUGCGGGAAAUUUCUUCAAUGGAACGGUUCCGGCAGGGUUCUUCAACUUUCCGGCGUUGGAGCAACUCGAUAUCAGUAAUAAUUACUUCUCCGGCGCUCUUCCGUCGCAAAUGUCAGGGGAGUUUCUUGGAAGUCUUUUGCUUAGUAACAACCACAUUACUGGGGAAAUCCCGGCGGCGAUUAAGAAUUUAGAAAAUUUGCAGGUUGUUUCUCUGGAACAUAACCAAUUCACCGGGAAUUUGCCCGUGGAAAUAUUUGAAUUGAACAAAUUGCUGAGGAUUAACAUCAGUUUUAACAAUAUUAGCGGCGAAAUUCCUCAUUCGGUCGUUCGGUGCACUUCCUUGACGUCAAUUGAUCUCAGUGAAAAUAAUCUCGUGGGCCUAAUUCCCAGAGGAAUUUCGAAGAUGAAAAUCUUGAGUGUCCUCAAUUUGUCAAGAAAUCACUUGACGGGCCAAAUUCCGAACGAGAUUCGGUCGAUGAUGAGUCUUACAACUCUGGAUUUAUCAUACAACAAUUUCUUCGGUAAAAUCCCCACCGGCGGUCAGUUUUCUGUAUUCAACGUCAGUGCAUUCCUCGGAAACCCUAACCUCUGCUUCCCCAACCACGGGCCUUGCGCAUCUUUACACAGGAAUUUGAAAUACGUUAAACUAAUCAUCCCAAUCGUCGCGAUAUUCAUCAUUCUGUUAUGCAUACUCGCUGCAUUUUAUCUCCGGAAGAGAAAGAGGAUUCAGAAAUCAAAGGCAUGGACGCUCACAGCGUUCCAACGCCUCAACUUCAAAGCAGAGGACGUCCUCGAGUGCUUGAAAGAGGAAAAUAUCAUCGGCAAAGGCGGAGCCGGAGUUGUCUAUCGUGGAUCAAUGCCAGACGGCUCCAUCGUGGCGAUUAAACUGUUGUUAGGAAGUGGCCGGAACGACCACGGUUUCUCUGCCGAAAUUCAAACUCUAGGGCGAAUCAAGCACAGGAAUAUUGUCAGGCUUUUGGGGUACGUGUCGAACAGAGACACGAAUCUGCUGCUGUACGAGUACAUGCCUAAUGGGAGCUUGGACCAGAGGCUGCAUGGAGUGAAAGGCGGGCAUUUGCACUGGGACUUGCGGUACAAGAUCGCCAUGGAAGCCGCCAAGGGACUCUGUUACUUGCACCAUGAUUGUACGCCGCUGAUCAUUCACAGAGACGUGAAGUCCAACAAUAUACUGCUGGAUAAGCUGUUUGAAGCACAUGUCUCUGACUUUGGGCUCGCCAAGUUCUUGCAGAACGGCGGCGCCUCCGAGUGUAUGUCCUCCAUUGCCGGCUCCUACGGCUACAUCGCUCCAGAAUACGCCUACACACUGAAAGUGGACGAGAAAAGCGACGUGUACAGUUUCGGUGUAGUACUGCUGGAGCUGAUAGCCGGAAGAAAGCCAGUGGGGGAUUUUGGUGAAGGCGUGGACAUAGUCAGGUGGGUCCUCAAUACCACAUCAGAACUCUCUCAACCGUCCGAUGCAGCCUCAGUAUUAGCGGUUGUAGACUCGCGUCUCACCGAAUACCCACUCCAGGGCGUAAUCCAUCUCUUCAAAAUAGCUAUGAUGUGCGUUGAAGAAGACAGCUCUGCAAGGCCAACCAUGAGAGAGGUUGUCCACAUGCUCUCCAAUCCCCCGAGGUCUGCCCCUACUCUUAUCAACCUCUAAUUUCCAAUCAAACCCUUUUGUGUUAAUAAUAAAAUUAAAGCUUCCAAAUAUCUCCUUAAACUUUACCCUAAAAAUUAAAUCUUAUACUAUACUUCUAAUUAAUCUAUGUGUAAUUAAUUAAUUAAUGUUAUGAGGUGAUUAAUGGUGUGCUUUAAAUC
Benincasa hispida (wax gourd) is the source of this 3306-nucleotide messenger RNA. It is a transcript of the gene CLV1, whose product is annotated as Leucine-rich receptor-like protein kinase family protein. Gene Ontology annotation, biological process: protein phosphorylation. NCBI's taxonomy places the organism in Eukaryota, Viridiplantae, Streptophyta, Magnoliopsida, Cucurbitales, Cucurbitaceae. Gene Ontology annotation, molecular function: ATP binding; receptor serine/threonine kinase binding; protein kinase activity. The record is from RefSeq and is a predicted model, not a curated record.